AUGGUCUUAACAAGGAAUGCUCAGAAAGCCCUGGGUGAUAUCCCAAAACUAGAGAGACUGCCCCUGAGUGGAGAAGUAGGAGGAAGGGACCAAGCUCAGGCCUCAACAUCCAGCAAUAAAACCUCAGUGAAGAUCCAGAGGGGCCAAGCAAAAAUUACAAACUUUUUUACUGCAAAGGAGGGAAUUAAAGGGAACCCUAUGCCAGAUAUACACCUGCCCCUUGAUUGGUCUCUCUCCACCAGGGACAUUACCCAGGCAGUAAUUGGGGAAUACUCUUCAGUAAGUUUGGCUGCGGAAAUUGCACAGGCAGAGAACCCCCAACCAACUUACCCAACUCUCCUGGCUAGAACCAGCUCACCCAUCAAAAACACCCUAGCCCUUAAUAAAAGCAGUGGCAAAGAGACAGUUUCUGGAAUUCUGUUACAAAUGGACUCUCGUAAGGAACUAUCCUGGACACAGCCUAACAACUUGGCUGACGUUCCUAUCGAUGAACCCCCCACAACAAAGGAGAUGCAAACAGAUACAAAAAUUGGUGAACAAGGCCACCUUCAGCAACCAGAUACACCCGGACAUGGAAUAUCAAUCUCAGGCUGGUUGUACCUAAUAGCAAUGGAUAUCGAUCACAUGAAGACUUUCCUGAGGGAAUGCUCCUUGCCUCAGUUCAAGCGUAAACUACAUCUACAGGAUUUAUUAAGGAAACUCCUCUCAAUCCAGCUAACUGUUUCAGAAAUUGAACUGAUAGAGUAUCUAUACUAUGACGGCAGAAGAGCCUGCGCUGUGAUCUCUUUCACCACUCGAAGUGUGGCAAAUCGAAUACUCAACUGCAAGAUCCUUCUUGCUAAGGCUGGAAUUGCUACUUUGAGAUACUUUGAGGACAAGGCCCUCCCAGUAGCUUUAAUUCCCUCCAGCAAUCCAUGUGCUGGACCUUCGAAAGAAGAGAUGGUGGAGAAGCAGGAAAACUCUAAUAAAAUACUGGGGCCAGAAAGUGCAAGUAUGGGCCAGAGUGUUAAAGAACCAGUUAAACACAUUGGGAAUAUAGCAAAUGAGCAUCAGGGAGGUGACCAACCCUACAGUAAGCUUGAGGUUACCUUUGAUGAGGAAGAGCAAAUGCUGAUUGAUUCCUUUGGAAAGUUAUCACCUGGAGGCCAAAUUGAUAUCUUGAAAAGACUCGACCAUCUCAAGUCACAUCUGAUACACAUUUUUAAACAGAAGAAUUCCUCCCCUGACACCAAUGUAGGGGCAACGGAACCAAUCCCAAGGGUCCCUAAGAGUGUAAUGUGCAAGAUUCCGGAGGUCAAAUGCAGCAUCAGUGGCCCUCUCCCUGUUCGUCACAAGUUUUACCAGCCGGGAGAGGUUAUCAUUGCUGGCAUUAUGUCACAGAUAUACAUAUUUUGCAAUCCAAUAUUUUUUGUAAAACGUCCCUCUACUGAUCUCUUUGAUGAAACUUUGUUCAUGACUCAGAUCUACCAGCAUAUCCUAGCCUUGAUAUUUGCUGUAGAGGAGAUAAAUGAAAAUCCCCAGAUUUUACCCAACAUCACCCUGAGCUUCCAUAUCUAUAAUAGCUAUUUUAUUCCAAGAUGGACCUAUCAAGCCUCAUUGGAACUCUUCUCUACACAGGACAGAUUCAUCCCUAACUACAAAUGUGAUAGUGUCAACAAUCCAAUAGCUGUCAUCGGAGGACCUACCCCUGAUGUCUGUCUCCACAUGGCAACCAUCUUGAGCAUCUACAAGAUUCCACAGUUCAUAUAUGGCUCUGCUCCAGAGAUGAAUCAGAAACACCAGGUUGUUUCCUACCACCAGAUGUUCCCAGAUGUGCAGCAUCAGUAUAAAGGGAUUCUCCAAUUACUGCUGCAUUUCAGGUGGACCUGGAUUGGGGUGUUGUCUGUGAGUGAUGAUAACGGUGAGAGGUUUGUACUGAACGUAAUCCCCAUAUUUGCAGAGAGAGGGAUUUGCUUUGAUUUCAUAGAAAGAUUCCCAAUAAUGUCUCACUCUAAUGACAUUGCUGACACAGUGGAAAAGGGGAUGGAAACACACAAUGUUGUCUUGAGAAGCACUGCGAAUGUCGUGGUUGUUCAUGGUCAAAUCGACACUGUAAUAAUUCUGAGAAUGUUUCACAAGUUUUCACAACAUGAGAAUAUACCAAUAAAGGAAAAAGGUAAAGUUUGGAUUAUGACAUCUCAAAUGGAUUUCACAUCAGUUCCCUUCCAACGGAGUUGGGACAUAGACUUAUUCCAUGGUGCUAUAUUCUUUGCUAUUCACUCAAAGGAGGUGUUAGGAUUUCAGCGGUUUCUUCAGAUGAGAAGCCCUACUUCAGUCAAAGAAAAUGACUUUCUCAAGGCAUUCUGGGAAGUAGCAUUUGCAUGUUCUUUCCAAAAUUCCAUGAUAGAUAAUAAAGAUGGGAAAAUCUGCACUGGGGAGGAGAAGCUGGAGACUCUUCCUUCAUCUGUUCUUGAAAUGAGCAUGACUGGCCACAGCUACAGCGUCUACAAUGCAGUCUAUGCCGUGGCACAUACUUUGCAAGCCAUGCAUUCAACUAGAUUAAGGCAAAGAACAAUGGUGGAUAAAGGAACAAUGAAGUUUCUGAGUCAACAGCUGUGGAAGGCACAGCCUCUUUCCGUGUGUAAUGACAAUUGCCAUCUAGGGUUUAGGAGAGCCAAGAAGGAAAGGGAGCCUUUUUGCUGCUAUGAUUGCCUUCCUUGUCCAGAAGGCAAGAUCUCAAACCGGAAGGAUAUGGAUUAUUGUUUUCAAUGUCCAGAAGAUCAGUAUCCAAACAUUGGUCGGGAUUCAUGCAUUCCAAAAUACAUAACCUUCCUAACUUAUGAAGAACCUUUGGGAAUCACUUUGACCACUUUUGCACUUUCCUUUUGUUGCAUCACAGCUUGGGUGCUUGGCAUCUUCAUUAAACAUCAGGACACUGCCAUAGUCAAAGCCAACAACCAGAACCUCACCUACACUCUUCUCAUCACCCUCUUGCUCUCUUUCCUUUGUGUUUUACUGUUUAUUGGCCAACCUGAAAAGCUUACCUGUCAUCUUCAGCAAACUGCUUUUGGCAUCAUCUUCUCAGUGGCAGCUUCUUGUGUGUUGGCCAAAACUGUCAUUGUAGUUCUGGCGUUCAUGGCCACCAAACCUGGGAGCAGAAUGAGAAAGUGGGCAGGGAAAAGACUGUCCAUUUCCAUAGUUCUUUCCUGCUCCCUUAUUCAAGCCACUAUCUGCAUUGUGUGGCUGACAAUCUCACCCCCAUUCCCAGACUUUGACAUGCACUCAAUGACUGAAGAGAUUAUAUUGCAAUGUAAUGAAGGUUCAGCCUUCAUGUUCUACUGUGUCUUGGGCUUCAUGGGCUUUCUGGCUACUGUCAGCUUCACAGUGGCUUUCCUAGCCAGGAAGCUACCUGACAGUUUUAAUGAAGCCAAAUUUAUCACCUUCAGCAUGUUAGUCUUUUGCAGUGUUUGGAUCUCCUUUGUUCCAACCUACUUGAGCACCAGAGGGAAAUACAUGGUGGCUGUGGAGAUUUUCUGCAUCUUGGCCUCUAGUAUGGGGUUACUGGGCUGUAUAUUUUUCCCAAAAUGUUACAUUAUUAUGGUGAGGCCUGAGUUGAACAAUAAGGGGCAGCUAAGGAAAAGAAAUCAUUGA
Molecule: messenger RNA, 3630 nt
Organism: Rhineura floridana
Lineage: Eukaryota; Metazoa; Chordata; Lepidosauria; Squamata; Rhineuridae
Product: vomeronasal type-2 receptor 26-like
Exons: 7
Coding region: 1-3630 (1209 amino acids)
Biological process (GO): G protein-coupled receptor signaling pathway
Cellular component (GO): membrane
Molecular function (GO): G protein-coupled receptor activity
Source: RefSeq, a predicted model, not a curated record